Molecule: messenger RNA, 6510 nt
Organism: Aedes albopictus (Asian tiger mosquito)
Lineage: Eukaryota; Metazoa; Arthropoda; Insecta; Diptera; Culicidae
Product: PDZ domain-containing protein 7
Exons: 9
Coding region: 2997-6110 (1037 amino acids)
Cellular component (GO): cilium; plasma membrane; stereocilium tip
Molecular function (GO): protein binding
Source: RefSeq, a predicted model, not a curated record
ACUCCCCUGGAACCACCUGAGAACGAUUGAAGCGCCUCUGAGGCCAUCUUUAAAGCCUCUGAAACUCCAUCGGAUCUUCUUGUAGGCCUCUGAAAACUCUUUGAAAUGCCCGUGAGACCUCCAGGUACCCCUCCAUCUGAAACCCGGUGGAGCUGCCUGAAGCACCUAUGAGAUCUCCUGGUACUCAUUGAGACCCUCUUGGCACGCCCCUGGAAUCUCUUGGUGUCUCUCCUCUCCCAUAGGACCCCCUGAAACGCCUCUGAAAUGUCCCUCUACUCUCUCCCAUAAUCGCUCCCUGGCGUUUACAUUUUCUUGUGCACAAUAUUGGUUUUGAUUGAAGCUCUCCCUCUUUGACAACGUGCAAGGAUUAAAAAUGCAUAAAAUAACCUGCCUUAAAGAGUAUAAGUGUAACUUGCUGCCAUAUUAUCUAACGUCCCAGACAGACAAACAGUAUCACCUAAAAUAAAUUGCGACCGAUAUCAUCGUCACGAAACACAAUCGUCCAAGGCAAAUCACGCAAAGCGCUCACUAGAUGGGGGUACUGAGUUAACGUCGAAUAGAAGAGUAUUUGAAUUAUUUGUCAAAAAGAUGAAAAUGGAAAUGAAGUCAAGUGUGACAUCUGUUUGUCUGUGUCUACGUUAUAAAUAAACCGAUCGAUCAAAAAUUAAAAUGUUUCCAAAUUAAAAAUAACCUACAUUACAAUAUGGCAACCCUUCCGCAAUCGACAGUGAGUGAUUGCACAGCAAUAUGUGCACCGUGAGUUCCAGUUAAACCAGCUCACAGUUCAAACGUGCAGCUAAUCCACGCGUAAAGUACGGAAAGCCUUUCUAUACCGACCUGAGGUGGCGAUCCUCACUCGCCUUCACCACCUAUGGGCAAGGCACUGGCAGUAGCACAGGUGAGCGAGAGAUCCGCGAACCUCCACAGGUGAGCGCGAGAGGUUCGUCGCUCGCUCUCCCACCGAAGUCGCCGGCGUCGCCUCAUAGGCACUCACUAAACCACGACGUCCACUGAACCGCGGUUUGCAGCAGUGCAGCUAGUUCAGUACGAACGCCUCCUUCGUCGAGUUCGGUCGGUUCGUCGGUCUCUCUCGCUGGUGCAUCGAACGUGUGUGCGCGGGAUCAUUCGAUUGAUCGCGUGUUCCAUAGUGGACGUUAUAGCGACAGACAGCUCCUAGAAGCUCCCCAGAGACCCCCGGAGUACAAGGGGGACCCCGGUUCUGUAGAAGAGCUGGGAAAGGAAGCGAGUGUUUUUUUUUGUGGUGAGUGGAGGGAGAAGGGUGAACCUGCUGCUGGGUGCUCUGCUAGCUUGCGAGCCAGCCCAGCCGUGACGACAUUCUCCCCGGGACGGGUUGUGGCGAUCACGACGACGCGACGGGUUAGACCGGGGAUUAGCUGGCCUAUGGUUGGUUUUGCUGUGAUCCCCGUUGAUCUGAUCGAGUCUGCAGUGCAGUGGUUUGGUUUUGUAGCGCAAUAGACGACGCUGGCAAUAAACGACGACAUCGAAGAACAAAGUGUGCGCUGCCGAUCUAAGCUAGCUGUGAUAUAGGGUCUGAAGUGAAAUGCAUUAAAACAGCAUACAGGCAGAGACAAGCCCUCGGAACAAAAGAGUGACUUGUGUACCGCAGUUUAAACACCGUCCGGCAGCCAAGUUGGACGACGAUCCAAGAAGACGACGAGUACAAACGAACGCGGCGGCGCGGCGGUGUUGGUCAAAGCGUAAGAGCAAAAGUUAAUGUUUAAGUAAGGAGUGAGAGAGGCAAAAAAAAAACAAGUGAAAACGUUGAUCUUUUCAAGUAGUGCCAAGUCCAAAACUAGCGAGAAGAGCAGUUGGGGAUAAACGAAGGAAAGACGUGUUUUUUUUUCUUUUGCCCAAAGAGAACAUCGAAGAAGGCCUGGUGCCUGGUGGUGUCGUCGGACGACAAAGCUGAAGACGAAGGUUACUGGGACCCGGCGAGCGUGUUGUGUGAUCCGGCAGUCCGGGCUAUGAUGAAGAUGAUGAUAUGGUUGGCGUCGUCGUCGUAGUUGGCGGUGGUGAAAAGAUGAAGAGUUUUUGGUAGCGAAAACGGUUGUCGUCAACAACCGCGUGUGUGGAGGAAGCAAUCUCACACACGGUGUGACUGAGAGUGAUAACUGAUAGUAAAAGUGUCCGUAGGAUUGGUGCUCGAAAACAGCUGAAUUGUUUUAAUUUGGAAAAUGUUUUCGGUGCAAACCACCUCCCGGCAGCAGCAGCAGCCAGUGUCCAACUUGAGCAAUCUACUAAACGAAACAAAUUAAGACACCACCAACAACGCGGCUGUGUCCAGCAUGUCGAUGAGUUUGAGGUUAAGUUGGACGGAGACGGAGGCUUCGGUUGCUUGGAUUGCCAUCACCAUGGGAACAAACUGCCACAAGAAGAAGAGAUCCAACUUCGAAAAGUUCGGUGUGAAGUGAAGUUCUAGAAACACAAACCACCACCCAUCGGACACAAACGGACAGGAAGACAGUCAGUAGUGUUCUCGAGCGAAUCGCAGGAAUCAGGAGAAACGCGCCAAAGGUGAAUCGAAGAAACGCCACAAGUCUGGAACGCAGAGAAGAGCCGCGAAGCAAACGUGCGAAGAAGUGUGUGGUGUGGGCGGUGAGGGUGAGGGAGGACACGGUUCAAGAAUCUUUAAUGGGUUGGAGCAGUCUGUGGCAGCAACGGAAAGCAAAAAACAGGAAGAGGCCGAUUCAUGCUACAAAUUUCCUCUCUCCGUCAUCAUCAUCAUCAGCAGCAUCAGCAUCGUGGUUGUUGAGCUUCAUCGCUUCAUCGAAGUAGCCGUUGCCUGAUUACCACCAUCGGGCUCGGUGUCUGUUCUCCCAGAGGAGUAGGCCGAGGGGGAAGUACAACACUGCAAUUGCCGCUUCUCGCUCGCUCGCUCGCUUGGCCCAUCCAUCAUCGAGUGAGCGCUUUGCUGGCCACCAGGUUGAACCCGAUUCCCUGCCGAAGCUGGUCACCCCUCAUCGGACCGGCCUACUAUGGCCGCGAACUGUACCAAUCUACCCAAACAAAUCAACAACGGUGCAGCCAGCAUGGGAACGUUCCGGACUGGCGGCGGGCCGCCUACUUCGUUGGGCUACCAUCACAACACCCUGACCCGGACGACCAAGAUCGGUAUUUCGUCGCUGGGUAUCGGUGCAGGUGCCGGAGGUGGUGCCGGUGUGGGUGGCCUAACGAUGGCCGAGGUCAAGGAACGGAUGGCAACGAUCGACGGGUCCAGUCAGCGAGUACGGUUGGUGCGGCUGACUCGACCGCAAAGUUACGCACACGGUCACUUCAAUGGGGGUGGAAAUUUUGGGUUUUCGAUUCGUGGAGGACUGGAGUAUGGGACGGGGUUCUUUGUGUCGGCGGUCGAGAAGAAUAGCGAAGCCGAUCAGCAGGGACUGCGGGUGGGUGAUCAAAUAAUUCGAGUCAACGGUUACCAGGUGGAUGAUGCCGUGCACCGCGAGCUUGCCCAGUUUGUAUCCUGUCAGGAGAGGCUUGUGCUGAAGGUUCGCAGCGUUGGAAUAUUACCAGUCAAAGAAUUCCCCGCCGAAACUGGUCACCCCCCAUCGGACCGGCCUACCAUGGCCGCGAACUGUACUAAUCUACCCAAACAAAUCAACAACGGAGCAGCCAGCAUGGGAACGUUCCGGACUGGCGGUGGGCCGCCUACUUCGUUGGGCUACCAUCACAACACCCUGACCCGGACGACCAAGAUCGGUAUUUCGUCGCUGGGUAUCGGUGCAGGUGCCGGAGGAGGUGCCGGUGUGGGUGGCCUAACGAUGGCCGAGGUCAAGGAACGGAUGGCAACGAUCGACGGGUCCAGUCAGCGGGUACGGUUGGUGCGGCUGACUCGACCGCAAAGCUACGCACAUGGGCACUUCAAUGGGGGUGGGAAUUUUGGGUUUUCGAUUCGCGGUGGGUUGGAGUAUGGGACGGGGUUCUUCGUGUCGGCGGUCGAGAAGAAUAGCGAAGCCGAUCAGCAGGGACUGCGGGUGGGUGAUCAAAUAAUUCGAGUCAACGGUUACCAGGUGGAUGAUGCCGUGCACCGCGAGCUGGCCCAGUUUGUAUCCUGUCAGGAGAGGCUUGUGCUGAAGGUUCGCAGCGUUGGAAUAUUACCAGUCAAAGAACGCUCAGCAGACCCGCUUACCUGGCACGUGGUUACCAUCAGUACCAACUCCGGCCCCUCGUCGCUACCGAACAUCCUCCACCCAGUCAAUGGAGUCAAAAAGAAGCACCCGCACCGGAGCGAACUGGAGCGAACCAGCUGCAGCAGCAGUAGCAACUCCAGCACCGGCAGCUCCGGUACCCUGGAGGAAAUCCCCGGCGGUCGGGACAUCAAGGUGGUGGUUUCGGUUGCGCCCCGGACGAAGCUGGGUUGCGGGAUUUGCAAGGGACCGGAUUGGAAGCCGGGGAUCUUCGUGCAGUUUACCAAGGAGGGUGGAGUGGCAAGGGAAGCUGGCCUGCGCCCAGGUGAUCAGAUCAUGUCCUGCAAUGGGCGGGAGUUUGCGGACAUCACCUUCGCCGAGGCGGUCAGCAUUAUGAAGGCGUCGCAGGUGUUGGAGUUGGUGGUGCGACCGGGAGCGGGCAUCGACAUGUUCCCCGGGGAAUCUAGUGGGUACAAUAGCAGUGCGAGCAGCGUCAACGGGGAUCAGAGUCCGUGUUGGGGCGAUUCCACGGCAAAGAGGUUGAGCAUCGUCCGGGAGGAAUCGAUCUCGAAGGAUCGAAGGUCGGGGUUACAGAGGGCGGACAAAGUGGGACCAAAGACGGCGGGAGGUCACCGUCGGAACAAUACUACGAUUAUUGAGUUUUCCGAAAAUGGGACGGUGGUGAACAGUUCGCUGAUUUCGCAGGAUGGGGCCGCGGGGAAGAAGGAGAUGGAAAGCAAAGAGGGAAGCAAAAAGUUGGCCGACAUAUGCUUCGUUUCGAAGCAAAGCGAAACCAAAACGGUCAUUGUCGAGGUGCAUCGGAGCGCGUCGACGAAUUCGAUAGCCACGGGCUCCCCAACUUCUUCGUCGAGUGGAGUCAGCACCGUCUCUUCUUCGGGGUCAACUUCGCACAUUCCACCACCGCCGCCCCUAUUUGCAGACAAAAUCCCACCGCCUCCUCCGCCGAGCAGUGGCCUCAGCAGCGGCUAUUCGACCACCAACAGCGCCAAAUCCGGCGGCUUGGGAACGCAGCAUCAGCAGCGCAGUCCUUCGUCGGUCAGCUUGGCCGAUUCCAGUGCCAGCAGUGGAAUCGAUUGCGGAUCAUCGAACAAUGGCGGUGGUGGUGGUGGCAUUGGCGGGCUGGGCAGUGCAAUCUCGGAGGAACUGAAGCGGAGAGCGCAGAAAAAGGGCUCGCUGCUGUCGUCGACGGCGCAGGAACCGGCCGCGGCGCUCACCGAGCUGGAAAAUAGGCUGAAAGAAAAACGAUUUAGGCCACCGGUGAACUCGGGCAGUGACGCGGCGCGACAUUCCGCCCUGAUGGACGAGUUCCGGGCGGUGCACAAGCGCAUGUUCAAGAAUGGGUUCGACAACGCCGAGAUCAAGAAAGCACCUUCCAAAGAUAAGUUACCGAUCGAAGUCAGACCACCGGGAGCAACAACCACAUGCUCCGGAAGCACCCCUUCUAGCAACAGCUGCACCCAAGGAGGAAAGGGAACCAUGGGCCGGGUGGCAGCAUCCGAACUGGCCAAAGCCAACGGCGACAUCGCCGAGCUGGAAUCGAUAGAAUCCUUCCAGCUUACGAGCCCCACCCCCACUCCGGUCCGGCCCCCAUCGUACUAUUUCUGCCCGCAGAACACCGGUCCACCCACCAUGAAGAAGUCCCAGAAACCGAUCGCAGUUACCAUCAGCGAGUACAUUGGCGUCGGCGUUGGCGGCAACGACGAAAUUGCUCCCGAUCUACCGAAGAAGAUCGGGAACUUGAAAUACGAGCUGGAGAAGACCUUGUCACUGUCUAAUUUAAGGCAGCGGAGUGAGUCCCGUGAGGAUCUUGUGGAGAGGAUUCAGAUCGGAUCGCAGCUGGAUCAGGGUACCAGGUUGAGCAGAAGCUCGUCUGCCGUUACGACGGUGUCCAAUGGCAACCGGAUAACGAUUGCAAUUUCCAAUGGCGCCGACAAGAAGUAGGCGUUGACGGUUUGAGAGGAUCUUUUUGAAUGUUUGUCUUAUUUUGUUUUUGCAUGUGUAUGUGUUGCGUGUUUAGUAGAGUUGAGCAUGUACGGAUUUUCCGUAGAUUAUUUUUUAGUUUUGUAAGGCUAAGGAUUGAAUCUUUCGUUUUGUCGAUGUUGAGAUUAUUGGAACGGUGAAGCUUGUCACAUGUUUCUUCCGGAUAUGUUUUGUCAGUACAGUGUAUAGAUAGACGAUAUAUGUAUUGGUUAAGACUAUAUUUACGGUAACUCGUACUUUGCACGGCAAAGUAAGUCGCGCGUUUUGUGUAAUAAUCUACAUGUGAAAAAAUAUGCUCAAAACCAUGAUUAUAUUGUAAGAGAUGCCUGUAUUUAUACUUGUUUAUAUACCUGCUAACUAA